AUGGCAGAUUCGUCGACCCCGACUCCGCCCCCCGCCGCCGCGGCGCAACAGCAGCAGGUCAAGACGGGAAGUCCAAACGACUUUCUCAAAGGCGUGAUUGGAAAGCAAGUCAACGUCCGACUCAACUCGGGCAUCGACUAUAGGGGCACGCUAUCCUGCCUGGACGGAUACAUGAACAUCGCCCUCGAACAGACGUGCGAGUACGUCGACGGCGUCAUGAAGAACAACUACGGCGACGCCUUUAUCCGUGGCAACAAUGUCAUGUACAUCACCGCAUUGGAGUGA
This is a messenger RNA of Pseudozyma flocculosa PF-1, 285 nucleotides long. RefSeq lists its product as uncharacterized. Gene Ontology annotation, cellular component: sno(s)RNA-containing ribonucleoprotein complex; nucleolus; P-body. Gene Ontology annotation, biological process: mRNA splicing, via spliceosome; maturation of SSU-rRNA. The transcript is spliced from 4 exons. Lineage: Eukaryota; Fungi; Basidiomycota; Ustilaginomycetes; Ustilaginales; Ustilaginaceae. Bases 1 to 285 code for a protein of 94 amino acids. Gene Ontology annotation, molecular function: RNA binding. The record is from RefSeq and is a predicted model, not a curated record.